AUGCACCAUUCAGCUGCUGCCGACGACGAAGCCACCCGUUCCGCCCUCCGAUUCGCCACCAACUACGUGUUGGCCGCAGUAGAACCCCCAAGCCACGCCGCAGACGAACCCCUCCGUCACCGCGACAUGGUCUCUGGCCCACCCAUAGGCUACCUCGACGCUCAGGUCAGAGCCCGUGGCGCUUGGGCCCGCACACUGGUGGGCUCGCACAACCCUAGUCGCACUGAAGGCCACGCCUGCGCACGAUCUCCAACGGCGUCGAGGGCUGCCGCGUAG
Molecule: messenger RNA, 276 nt
Organism: Apiotrichum porosum
Lineage: Eukaryota; Fungi; Basidiomycota; Tremellomycetes; Trichosporonales; Trichosporonaceae
Exons: 2
Coding region: 1-276 (91 amino acids)
Source: RefSeq, a predicted model, not a curated record